Molecule: messenger RNA, 846 nt
Organism: Haliotis rubra (blacklip abalone)
Lineage: Eukaryota; Metazoa; Mollusca; Gastropoda; Lepetellida; Haliotidae
Exons: 5
Coding region: 1-846 (281 amino acids)
Molecular function (GO): protein binding
Source: RefSeq, a predicted model, not a curated record
AUGCCUCAUGUCCGUGGGUCUCCUGCAGACGGCACCAAGGAUACUAGGAGCAUCUUAGUAUGGACGAUAACGCACCCUACUCUAAGCUUAGAUAAAAGAUCAGGGUUGGCCAACACUCAACAGUCGACAGCUCAAGCUUUAAGCAGCCCGUCCACUAUGUUUCGUGGACUCAUCUUCCUUUGUGCCGUGUCAUGGGCAAGCAGUUUUAUCUUGAACGAUGUCUUGAAGGAUCUCGGUGACUGUGAUAACUACGACCAUAAAGACAGCCAUGAUGAUCACUGCCCAUUUUACACCCAUAUAACUCAGGUGUGCGGCUCGGAUGGGGUUACAUAUAAAGACUAUUGUGCUUUCAUGAGGGUCAGAUGUGCUUCCAAGCAUAAUCAGAUCCACAUGGCUGCGAGGCAUGCCUGCGACUCUACCACCACCCAAAACCAACACUCUGUCCAUGUGACCUCCACGCCCGACGCUAUGACCAAAACGAUGCCGGCCUCCACAGCAAUGCCCAAAACCAAAGAACCCACAACCGCCACUGUGACCUCGACACAACAACCCGUGACCUCCACCUUGAUGCCCGUGACCUCAACGAAUGGAGUAUCAGUAGAAAAUGUUCUAGAUUUCUUAUGCAUCGAGCUGUCUCGGGAGGACUGCGUGCCCGAACUGAAUCAAGUCUGUGGAUCUGAUGGGUUUACCUACCGCAAUUAUUGCGAGUUCCAAAAAAGCACGAUGCAUGCACAGAAAACUCAAGAUGGUGCAGAGCGGUUCCUGCUGAAUGUUGUAUUUGGAAGUAAACCUAUGACCAUGCCGUUAAUUGUGCAAACUACUCCCACCCGUAGUGUGUGUGUGUGA